AUGGCCAACAUGGCGCCAAGAGGCCGCGAAAAGGCCUUUUCGCGCGCCCUCCGAAUAGGUUUUUUUCCGGAAAGCCGACCGAAAGUGAGGUUAUGUGACGCGGAGAAGAUAAUAAACAAAUCAGAGUUCUCAAGUGUGUCAUUUUCUUUGGAAAAUUCAGUGAAAUUCCCCUUGAAUAGAGCAAUGGGAUUACUCACAGAUCCUUCUGCUCUGUCGCAGAAGACAAAAUACGCGAAAUUGCUGCAGAAACACUGCAAAUUGCUGUGCAAUCUGCUGUUUCUUGGCGGUGUUUGCUGGUUUGUCGCACUCACGGACACAAGUCUCAAUCAUGGCACUUACUUCUCGGAAAACGCCCUGCUUCCCGGGCUGGUGUACUCGAACCUCAAGAAGGAGACGAUGAGUUUCGCCGCCACUCUUCAGGGCGAUUUCAGUCGCGAGCGCGAGAGUCAUCAGAACACAAUGCCAACAUCUUGGCUGCUGGCGAAGAUGAAGCAGAUCGGCUUGGACGCCGCCACGCACAAUUUCACUCUGCACUAUCCGUUCGGCGGCGGAAAGGUCUUCACCGGACAGAAUGUCUACGGAAUUCUUCGGGCGCCCCGAAUUGGCUCCACCGAAGCCAUUGUCAUCUCCUGUCCCUAUCGCGCGGCCACUUCUGUCCAUCCGGAAAUCUCACACAGCGUCGCCCUAAUGCUGGCCUUCGCCGAUCACGCCAGAAGGCAGAAAUACUGGGCAAAGGACAUAAUAUUCCUGGUCACUGACCAGGAACAGCUGGGCAUGCAAGCGUGGCUGAAUGCUUACUAUGGAAACGAGGACAAUUCAGUGCUCCUGACCAGUGAUUUACCCUUGAGAGCCGGAGCAAUUCAGGCGGCGCUCAACAUCGAGAUGCAGAGCUUUGAUUUGGAUUUCAUCAAUAUUAAAUUGGAGGGACUGAACGGACAGCUGCCCAAUUUGGACUUAUUCAAUUUGGUGCAGAAGUUGACAAACAAAGAGGGCAUCCUGUGCGGAUACAAGCAGACCAGGACGAAGCGCCCGAACGGCGGUCACGUGAAUAAUUUAUGGCAGAUGCUCACGAUGGUGCUGAGUCAAUCCACUGGCGUUCCCACCGGCAAUCACGGCCUCUUCCACCGCUUCGGCAUCGAGGCCGUGACGCUGGAGGGCGUCGCGAUGGACUCGGAGGUGCCGCCGACGGGCCAGAGUCUGCAGCAGAUGCUGCGCAUCCUCGAGGGCAUCACGCGCAGUCUGAACAAUCUGCUGGAGCGCUUCCACCAGAGCUUCUUCUUCUACCUCAUCAUCUCCAACGACAGAUUCGUGUCCAUCGGCGACUACAUGCCGUGCAUCGGCUUCACGGCCGGCGCUCUGCUCAUCAAGGCCUUCAUCAUGUGGCUGGCGCACAAUCGGACGGACUCUGAGGCAGCGGAGGAGGACGCCAAGACGCCGCCGAGUGCGCCCACGAAUCUCAUGAAGAUCGGCGUGCUGUGCAUCUUCGCCCACGCGAUGGGCUUCGUCGUCAACUAUCUGCCCUUCUAUCACGGCGUCACGGAGUUCUUCCACCAGCGCGCCUUCACCACCGAACACGCGCUCGCCACGCUCCUGGCCAUCGUCUCCGUCGUCGUCCUUCUCUCGUGCCUCUUCUUCCGCCUCGACGAAGCGGACGCCAAGGUGCUGCACAUUUGGAUCCUUCUGGAGUUGGCAACAGCGCUGAUUGUUGUUGGAAUGCUGAACUUCUCAUUGGGACUCAUUUUGGCCUUUGUCAUCGUUCCAAUACUGAUAAAUGUCGAAAUAUCACACAAUAGAAUUAUCAAAUUUGCCCAGCAAUUGUGCGGAAUUCUGCUACAACCGCUCAUUGUGGCAUAUUUGGCGGUUUUCACACUGACUUGGAUCACAUUUGAUGAACUAUCAUUGAUGAGUGUGAGCCAGAAAGCAUUGUCCGCCACAAUGAAUGCCCUCGUCUAUUCCGCUGUGGAUUCUGUGAUUUAUGGAAAUUGGAUGUUCAAUAUGAUCAGUUUGGUUUUCUUUCCCAUUUGGAUUCUCAUGUGGAACUUCCUCACGUGGCGACGCGGCGAACGUGAGAUUGAUGGGGGAAAAAUGCAGAAAGCUGUGGAGAAAAAAAAGACUAAAUAAAUUGUGGAAAAGAGGAGAUUUUAAAAAGUACUUUAGCUUUAGCUACACAUUCAAGUGGAAUAAAGAAGACAAGCAGGAGGAGGAGAAAGACUGAAGGAAAUCCUCAAGGGGAAGAUAUUGUGGUGAUGAAAGGAA
This is a messenger RNA of Phlebotomus argentipes, 2256 nucleotides long. RefSeq names its product glycosylphosphatidylinositol anchor attachment 1 protein (gene GAA1). The transcript has 7 exons. Gene Ontology annotation, cellular component: GPI-anchor transamidase complex; membrane. NCBI's taxonomy places the organism in Eukaryota, Metazoa, Arthropoda, Insecta, Diptera, Psychodidae. Gene Ontology annotation, biological process: attachment of GPI anchor to protein. The record is from RefSeq and is a predicted model, not a curated record. Bases 1 to 2121 code for a protein of 706 amino acids.